This is a messenger RNA of Trichomonas vaginalis G3, 162 nucleotides long. RefSeq lists its product as uncharacterized. The record is from RefSeq and is a predicted model, not a curated record. The transcript has a single exon. NCBI's taxonomy places the organism in Eukaryota, Parabasalia, Trichomonadida, Trichomonadidae. Bases 1 to 162 code for a protein of 53 amino acids.
AUGCAUUGUGGUGGAGGUCGUUCUGCUCCAUUACCUCCUCCAGUAAAUAACACCCUCGAUUACUGGAUCUAUCUUCCCACUGAUUGCUCAUGGUUCAUUUCGUUCAUCAAGAAUGCAGCAGACCGUGAUGAGAACAUUACCAUAUUCCAGUAUAAUGAAUAG